AUGCAGUCUGAAAGGAAGAAAAAUCUGAAAUACGCUUAUUUUCAACAUGGCGAUGACGGAGAAUCUUACAAAGGAAAGGAAGGAGGAAAUUCCAGUGAAACUAGAGGAAAACGAGAGAGCGAGAUAGCGAACUCGCACAAUGUUGACAGUUUAAGCAUGCUGAUAUUUACAAAUUUGUUAAUUUUUACAGUGCUCAUGACGUGGUUGUUUAAAAUACGCCGCUUUCGUUGCUUUCAUGAGACAGGUGUUGCAACAGUGUUUGGAAUAGUUGUUGGGGCUUUUAUAAAAUACUACAGAUUUCAUGACAUUCAAGAUAAUUCGAUAACGGUCGAAAACUGCAGUCAUUUGACAAUUGCACCUGAAAUCCUUAAGGUAAAUAUCAACGGUACUUUAUAUUCUUAUGGUUUCAAGGGAAUCAUCUAUGAAGAUAAGGAAGCGCAGGAGAGCGAACUGGAAGUACGUUCUACAUUCAAUCCGGAGAUUUUCUUUCACGUUCUCCUACCACCCAUCAUAUUUUCGGCCGGCUACAACAUGAAAAAACGGUAUUUCUUUCGUAACCUAGGUGCUAUUCUAACGUACGCUUUCAUUGGCACCAUCAUAUCAACUUUCUGUACAGGAGCCAUAGUCUACGGGUACAAUGUUUACAUGGAUGUACCGGAAUCGUUCGACUUUACGGAAUGUCUCCUCUUUGGCUCGUUGAUAUCUGCUACAGACCCAAUUACGGUAUUGGCAAUUCUCACCGAUCUCAGAGUCGAUGUGGACCUGUAUGCGUUAAUCUUUGGAGAAAGCAUCUUCAAUGAUGCGGUGUCAAUUGUGCUAUAUAGUGCCGUAGAGAAUUACCUCGCAUACCAACCGAUGGCAAAACGUGAGUUCGAUCUUUCUUCCUUUUUAUGGGCGCUCGGUAGUUUCUUUUUUAUCUUUUUCGGUUCUUUGUUCAUCGGUACUAGCGUCGCAUGCACAAAUGCAUUGAUAACUAAGCUCACAAAAAUCAACCAUUUUCCCAUAUUGGAAACUGCGUUGUUCUUCGUCAUGUCGUACACGAGUUUCCUUGCAGCAGAAGUGGCAAACCUUUCCGGGAUUGUUGCGCUACUGUUUUGUGGUGUUACACAACAACACUACACGUAUAAGAAUCUAUCAGAACACUCGAGAACACGGACCAUCGAAACGUUUGACCUACUAAACUUCCUAUCAGAAAAUUUUAUAUUCUCCUACAUAGGGUUGUCGCUAUUCACGUUCACCGUGCAUAUAUGGGAUUUUCGCUUCAUUGCAUGGUCGUUUCUGGCCAUUACGGUGGGUCGCAUACUUAACAUAUACCCGUUGACUUUUCUAAAUCUGGGAUGCUCCCGAAAAAUUUCCUGGAAUUUUCAACACAUGAUGAUGUUUUCGGGUCUACGUGGUGCAAUCGCAUUUGCCCUAGCCGUGCGGAACACUGUCUCUAUACCUCGGCAAAUGAUGCUCACGGCGACUUUGUCAAUAGUUCUUGUAUCGGUGAUAGCGAUAGGAGGGGCAACAGCUCCGGUACUAAAAGUCUUAAAUAUACAAACCGGAGCGGAUGAAGAAAUGGAGGAGAUAAAAGCUCGAAGAUUAAGCUUGAUCGACAUAAAUGAUCCAAAGUUAAGCACACCAGAGGAAAGGCAACAGAAAAAACAAUAUGAGAGCGCGUGGUUUGUGCGCGUCUGGUGUAACUUGGAUGACAAAUAUUUAAAACCGAUUUUCACAGAAGAACAAUAAUCCUGGAUUCAAUAAUGUUUAGAUAAAGGUAUUAUUAUAUGAAAAGAGAUUAAUUUGUACUUCAUUAUUGCAAAAUUAAAUUAAAGAAUGUUUUUCGACAAACCAAAA
Xenia sp. Carnegie-2017 is the source of this 1839-nucleotide messenger RNA. Its product is annotated as sodium/hydrogen exchanger 7-like. Gene Ontology annotation, cellular component: membrane; recycling endosome. The record is from RefSeq and is a predicted model, not a curated record. Lineage: Eukaryota; Metazoa; Cnidaria; Anthozoa; Malacalcyonacea; Xeniidae. Gene Ontology annotation, biological process: proton transmembrane transport; sodium ion transport; regulation of pH. Gene Ontology annotation, molecular function: sodium:proton antiporter activity.